AGUUUCAAUAUGCUGACUGAUUUCUACAAGGCGCUUUGUGCGCUAGUUUUCCUAAGUGCAGUCGUUUCUGGUGUUGUAUUAGAUCCAAGACCACUUGGACCAGAUAUAGGAUUUAAUCCAGGAUUUGGACCACUUGGACCAUUAACACCAGGAGGAUUUAUUAGAGGUAGUCAAUUAGUUGAUUAUUAUAAGGAGCCGCAAUAUACAAUAUUGAACGAUCAAUCCCAGUCGCAAACUCAAACCCAAUCACAAUCUCAAAAUCAAUUGUUAAAUAAAAAGGAUUAUCUACUGGAUCAACCUAUUUAUUACGAUGUUCUACCGCGGUCACAAGCACAGCAACAAAGUCAAUCUCAAUCUCAAUCUCAAGCUCUGGCUCAGGCUGAAGCUGAAGAAAAUUCUCUUAAUCAAAUCCAAAGCCAGACUCAAUCACAAGCCCAGGAGCAAUAUCUCCAAGAUCUUCAAGCGCUUUCUCAGUCUCAGUCUCAAUCUCAAUCUCAAUCACAGUCUCAAUCACAGUCACAGUCACAAGCUCAAGCCCAAGCACAAGCCCAGGCUCAAGCACAAGCCCAAGCCCAAGCUCAGGCUCAAGCCCAAGCUCAAGCACAAGCUCAGGCUCAAGCCAGUUUAUUGAAUCAAAUUCAAAGCCAGUCUCAAUCGCAAUCGCAAUCACAGUCGCAGACACAGACACAGACACAACAAAAUAUUCUAAGACAAAUCCUAGGCCAGUACCAAUCGCAACAACAGAUCCAAUUUAUACGAGAUCUUAUACAGCAUUCCGAACUAGAGAAAGAAACCCAAUUAAAAUUGCAGGAGCAAUAUCUAAUAGAACUGCAAGUGCAGAUACAGGAACAAACUUACAGACAGAGUGUGUUAUGGGCUAAGGCGCUGGCCUUUGCUCAAUAUAUAAGGAAGCUAAAGAUCCAGGCUCAAGCUGAAGCCCAGGCUCAUGCGUCGGCCCAAGCUAGAGCUGAACUUAAGGUUACUACUCUGGAUCGGGCAAAAACUAGGGAAAAGGUUAGGGCUGACGCUGCAGCUGCAGCUCUGGCAAGGCAUCAAGCCCUGGCACAAUCUCGGGCCCAAUCUCAAGGUUAUAUUUAUGCGGAAGCAUUUGCUCAGCUACAAGCUCUUAGGCAGGCACGAUCUCUAGCUAUAGACCGAUUCUUCAGACUAUCCCGAACGGAAGUAAGAGCUCAAGCCACCGCCCUAGCCCUACAGAAAACUCUUGCCAAAGCAAGAGCUGAAUUGCAGGUUAAACUGUUGGAAGAACUGAAGAACAGAAUUUUGGAAGAACGACGACGCAUCGUUAUUGUCAGGCAACCUGUACGCAAGAUUAUUUUACCCAAAUAUGUUGAAAAAACCAAAUAUGUGAUCCUUCCUAACACGAUUGAGUCUAACCAACAGCAAAAGCAAGAGCAGACACAGAUCAAUACCCAAGGCGGAGGACAGAAUCAGAAACAAAUCCAAACGCAGACCCAGACUAAUAGUAAAAUUCGCAAUGGCCAAGGUAAUAUAAUCAUUCUGAAUCCAGAAACAGCGAGAAGGCCGAACAUUGUGGUUAUCAAUCCAAGUGGCGGCUCUAACUUGGCCCAUCAACACCAGGAACAGACGCAGAUAAACAGCCAAGGUUCCAGCUUGGCAGACCAGCACCAGCAACAAAGACAGACGCAGACACAGUUAAACAGCCAAGGUUCUAACUUGGCACUCCAGCACCAAAGACAGACGCAGUCACAGUUAAACAGCCAAGGCGGCGGAUUACAGCAUCAGAAACAAACCCAAUCGCAAACGCAGUCCAACCUACAAGCCGAGUCGCAGUAUCAGGCACAGUCACAAGCCCAGGAAGAGUCCCAGUCGCAGUCCCAGACCCAAACACAGUCUAAUAUGCAACAUGAUAUUAAGGGUAUUUAUAGUCCCAUGCCUUUACACCAGAAGCAGUUACAGUCGCAAUCCCAAUCUCAAUCGGAGGCUCAAUCUGGAUCACAAGCUCAAUCGCAAGCACAAUCACAAAAAGCUUUAAAUGAUCAAGAUGAAAUAAUUGAUCUAUCCAUGUAUCGAUCUUUAAAUCCAAAACAAUUACAACUCCAAAAUCAAUCGCAACACCAAAAACAAAGGGAGGCCUUGGUACCAAAAGAGCGAGGUCGUGGCCCGAUGUUAACUUUGCAGGACGACAUUUCAGCCGAUUCUAAAUUGAACACGGUGGGACUAAUUACCAAGUACGGUUACCCCUCGGAGACCCACUACUUCAACACACCGGAUGGUUAUACGCUCUGUUUGCAUCGCAUACCCCGCAAAGGAGGCAAGGCGGUCCUCCUUGUCCAUGGCGUGAUGUCCAGUUCAGCGUCCUGGGUGCAAUUCGGACCGGCCAACGGCCUGGCCUACAUUCUCCACCGGAAGGGCUAUGAUGUUUGGAUGCUCAAUACCCGAGGCAACAUCUACUCCAGAAAGCACGUGGACGGUCGCCUGCCGCCGCGGAAGUACUGGGACUUCUCCUUCCACGAGAUCGGAAAGUACGAUCUGCCCUCCACCAUUGACUUUAUCCAGAUGAAGACCAGUGUGCCCGAAGUUAACUAUAUUGGCCACUCCCAAGGGUCAACUGCAUUCUUCGUAAUGUGCAGUGAACAUCCCAGAUAUGCCUCGAAAGUUCAGCUCAUGCAGGCCCUUUCGCCGACGGUUUACAUGCGGGAUAAUCGCAGUCCGGUACUCAAGUUUUUGGGCAUGUUCAAGGGUAAAUUUUCGAUGUUGCUUAACCUCUUGGGUGGCUAUGAGAUCUCUGCAAAAAAUAGACUCAUCCGACAAUUCAAAAACCACAUCUGUUCCCAAUCGGAAGUUGGCAGUAGCAUAUGCGGUAUAUUUGACUUUGUUCUCUGCGGCUUUGACUGGAAGGGCUUUAACAAGACCCUAACUCCAAUUGUGGCUGCCCAUGCCUCCCAAGGAGCCUCAGCCAAACAGAUAUACCACUACGCCCAGCUCCAGGAUGACCUGCACUUCCACCGUUUCGACCAUGGAGAAGUAUUGAACAAGCUGCGCUAUGCUUCACGGGAGCCACCGGCCUACAAUCUCUCCCAGGUGCUAAGCAAAGUUGUUAUUCAUCAUGGAGAUGGUGACUGGCUGGGAGCCGACUCGGAUGUGGCCCACCUGAAGUUACAACUUCCCAAUCUGAUCGAGAGUCGGAAAGUGGACUAUGAUGGAUUCUCUCACUUCGAUUUUACGCUUUCAAAGGAUGUGCGUCCAUUGGUCUACGAACAUGUCCUGCGUCAUCUCCAGAACGCCCACGUGCAUGAUGACUGGGAGUAUUUUAGAUAGAUUCCUAACAUUGAAAAUCAAUUGAUUCAAUUGUAUUCAUUUCAUAAGGUUCUAGUAAAGCCAGGAAUCGGAAACUAAA
This is a messenger RNA of Drosophila bipectinata, 3379 nucleotides long. RefSeq names its product accessory gland protein Acp36DE. Lineage: Eukaryota; Metazoa; Arthropoda; Insecta; Diptera; Drosophilidae. The record is from RefSeq and is a predicted model, not a curated record. Gene Ontology annotation, biological process: lipid metabolic process.